AUGUCUUCUCCGUCCUACCUCACGAGAAGGCAGCGGUCCUACGCCAGCCACGCCUCCCACAACAACCCGCACAGCCUGGAGCCCUUUUCCGCCGCCCUGAUCCCGAACCACGAGAGGGGAACCCUGCAAACCUUCCCAGGCGCCGGCGGCGGCGCCGGUGCCGGCGGCGGGCCGCGCGGUCGCCGACGAGGCUCCCCGUUCGCCGCCCUGUCGGAAGCGUACAAGCCGGCGAGGGCGCCCGUCUUCUCGCGCCCCCGCCGCCGCGACGGCGGCGAGGUUCUCGGGCUGCGGUCGUCCUGCAGCUUCGUGGCGUGGCCCAGGCCCGGCGGCGGAGACGGGCUGCUGCCCGCCGACCCCCGCCACGUGCAGCAGAAGAGGCCGCAGCGGCAGGCCGGGGCGGAGGUCCAGAUCAUCACGACGACCGCGGCGAAGAAGCCCGUCCUGCUGCUGCCGCGGAAGAAGACCGACGAGAACGCGGUCCUGGGGCGAUGGGUGUCCUCCUCGUCUUCGACGGAGGAGGCAGCGUCGACGGCAGCCACCACACCCCCGCCCACGCCGCCGCCGCCGCCCUCCCGGUCCCACCGCAAGAGUGUGUCGUGGCCGGAAGACGUCAUCCGCUCCGUCCACCGCUUCCCGGUCGCCGCGUCUCAGGCGGACGUCUACUCCCCGGACCUGCAGGCCGUCGAGAUCGCCAAGGAGCUGGCCGUCCGGGCGAGGAACCCGGAGCUGAGGCGGGCGGCCCUGCAGGUGGACUACUGCCGGCGGCACGCCGCGCAGGUCGUGCGGUCCAUGACCUCGGCGCAGAACGGCGGGCUGGACGGGGUGGAGGAGGCGUGCCGGCUGUACGGCUGGCGGGAGGAGACCUUCCUGCGCGAGACGGACGAGCUCGUGCGGUCCAUCGUCGUGGAGGGAGGGGAGAAGGAGGUGUGGCGGCUCAAGUCGAGCUUCCGAGCGGCGCGAAGGAGGAUGGAGGACGCGGAAUCGGACUGAAAAAUUGAAAAAGGAAAGCCGGCCCCGCCGGCGGUGGUGCUGAAGUGGGGACGGGCGGAGCUGAGUUAACGCCUCGUGUGUGCGGUGGGAAAACGUUUGUUGUAUGAAAUAGUAACAUGGAUUAUCAUCUUCUUGUAGAUAAAUGAAUGGGUUGAUUUCCACACCGGUGAUGUCCACACGAUGAUGAACGCAAGAGAGAGAGAUUGAUUGAUUUUGUGAUUCCGCGAUAGAGCUUGUUGACCGUUGGCGGCGGUUUCGCACCACGGAGAGGAGGGUGCAUGCGACUUCGACGCGCUGAAAAAAUAUUCAAAUAUGCGUUCGAGAAGGGUAGUAUGGCCGACGACGUUGCCGGGUUUCUCUCUUGUUGGCGUUUCUGUGUGAGGGAGCCCGCCGGGUGCGUUUGCAGCGGCGGAGGCUCUGUCGCCCCCCAUGGUGGCGCAAUAGGUGCGUGUGAACAUGCAUACAUGCCCGUCGCAACGUAAUGAGAUUUUUUGUUCGAAGGGCGGCCCUCACCGAAUCGUCGUUGUUGUGUCUCCGCGAGAACCGGUGAAAGUUGUUACGUUUUUUCGUGUGGGUAUGUGUGAGUGUGUUACGUGUGCGUGCUGCGAAAGAUCAUGCGUGUUUGUCCAUCGCCAAAUGGACGGUUCAGAACGCAGGGGCACUACAUUGCUAGAGUUCUUUUAUCGUGUAUUGGGUGUUCCGUGCGAGUGCCUUGCAUCGUUGACUUUGGGGUGGGUCGGGGGGGCAAUUUUGGGUAAAAUAUAUCGUUUUAAAUCAAACACGAUGAUGCUUAAAUCCACGGCUUUUAUGUCAAAUGACAAAUACAACCGUGUUUUUGAAGCCAUCCGAGGUGUUGAUUUACAUGCCGGGGGCGAGCGUGCUCAUCUGUGCGUAGUGGGCACGUGUCGCGUUUUUUUACGUUUGGUCGACUCGCUCAUAUCCGGCGCGAUGGUAUAGAAAGUGAAGACGAGUGAGGUCUGUGUGAUUGGUUGGAUAGAAACAGCCGCUUCGGUAUGUAGAUGACACGAGGGCUGUUAGACGUUGGUGUUGCGUUUUGUCACGGAUAGAGGGUAAUCGUGUUUCCUCGAAGAUGAGAGAGUGAACAAAAAAUAUUUUGAC
This is a messenger RNA of Ectocarpus siliculosus, 2109 nucleotides long. Lineage: Eukaryota; Phaeophyceae; Ectocarpales; Ectocarpaceae. The record is from the annotation of a GenBank genome assembly.